AUGUUAGCCGGUCGUCGAGAUCCACAUCCGACUGUCGACAAUCGGCUAGUCGAAACGAGAGUCAAGAAACCGAAAGUCUUGACACAUACAGUCAAGAAUCUCAGCAGUUUCCCAUUAACAGAGGCCCAGGUAUCCAUUUUGGCGAAAGGACAUAAUUUCGCUGUUGCCCCAACCAAAAUUCCUACUCAAGAGAUCAUUAGCCAGACGGAAACGGCCAUCUUUCACCUGCCUUCGGAGAUUGGCAAUGAGAUCAGAAGAAAGCUGUCCAACAUCCUCCACAAAGCGAAACCUCCUAAACAAAAUAUUACUAGGGAGGAACGCUCAGCUUUACUCAGUCUUAAGAAGAAUGACAAUAUUGUCAUCCUUCCAGCAGACAAAGGUAAUGCGACUGUGGUCAUGGACAAGGAAGCUUAUUCUGAUAAAAUCAAAGCCAUGUUGACCAAUUCGAAUAUAUAUAAAAAGCUCAACAAGGAUCCAACCUCAGGCGUGGAGAGGAAGCCGGUCAAACUUCUGAAGGUAGCUGAUCUCUCUCCCGAAACCCAAAAAAUCCUUAGUCCCCGAGAAUCCUUCUCUCCCAGACUUUAUGGUCUCCCAAAAAUUCACAAAGAGACUAUCCCCCUUCGUCCAAUAGUGAGCAGCAUUGGUGCCACCACGUACCAAUUAGCUCGCUAUCUGACCAAACCACUCCAAAUACUCGUGGGUCAGAAUAGUUCCCACAUCAAAAACUCCCAAGACUUCGUGAACAAACUGUCUCACAUUCAAACUAGUCCAGGAGAUCUUUUGGUUAGCUUUGAUGUGGAGUCCCUGUUCACGAAUGUACCCAUUCCCGACACUCUUAACAUUAUCAAAAAACCCCACAAAAAUCCACCUAAACUCCUCACUCUGGUUGAACACUGCUUGACUUCCACUUAUUUCCAAUUUCAAGGGGAGUUCUAUGAAGAAACAUUCGGAGCAGCAAUGGGUUCACCGAUUUCUCCCACCAUAGCAAACAUUUUUAUGGAAGAUUUCGAAAAUAAAGUUCUUAAAUCAGCUCCUCUUAAACCCCUUGUUUGGUUCAGGUAUGUCGACGACACUUUGGUCCUCUGGAAACAUGGAGCAGACACGUUGCCUCAGUUCCUGAAUUUUAUCAACUCACAACAUCCGAGCAUAAAAUUCACUAUGGAGAUUGAGGAACAGAAGUCACUUCCCUUCCUAGAUGUCUUAGUGCAUCGUAAUGAGGACGGAAGUCUUGGUCACCGAGUCUACCGAAAACCUACACAUACAGACAGAUACAUCCAUGCCUUCUCACACCAUUACCCUUCUCAAAAGACCUCGGUGAUAAGUUCUCUUAUGUACCGAGCUCUCACUAUUUCCCAGCCUGAAUACCUGGAAGCCGGAGUUCAACACCUGGAUAAAGCAUUGAAUAACAAUGAAUUCCAGAGCAAACAAGUCCACCGUGUUUUGCACAAGCUGAAAAACAAGAACUCAGCUGAGAGUGAAUCUGCUGAUAAAGUAGAACAUCAGAAAACGCCUGUUCUGCCCUAUCUUCAAGGUUCGACCGAUCACAUUAGCAAGGUACUACAGAAGCAUGACAUCAGGACAAUUUUCAAACCACCAACGAAAAUUGGACAAAUGCUCCACAGUACUAAGGAUGGGAGACCACCACUUAGUCUCCCAGGGGUGUACAAAAUUCCUUGCUCUUGUGGAAAAGUAUACAUUGGUGAAACCGGGAGGAGAAUCAGUACACGGAUCAAAGAACAUCAACGGUGUGUAAAAAAUGGCCAUUUCUCGUAA
Molecule: messenger RNA, 1773 nt
Organism: Diachasma alloeum
Lineage: Eukaryota; Metazoa; Arthropoda; Insecta; Hymenoptera; Braconidae
Exons: 2
Coding region: 1-1773 (590 amino acids)
Source: RefSeq, a predicted model, not a curated record